CGUACUGGCAGAAUGGAACUCAUCUAGCCAUCUAGCGGUGGAGACUUGCAUCUUGAUGGGUCAAGUUUGGCAGAAUGGGCAUUUUAGGCACUCGAUAGAUAGCUAUUGUUUGUAAACUUUACUUUGGAAUUUGGGAGUAUUUUAGGCGGCAACGAAAAAACCCUCAGGUGUAGAAUAGUUUAAGGUUCAGAUAUCUUCAUCUCAUCGCUCUAACUUCUAAAUCUCUCAGAAACAAAUCUCAUUGUUUUCCAACAAAAACACAGAUAUUAACCAACGCCGAAGUAGCAUAGAUUAACUUACCCUACACAACUCUCAUUAAUCUUCCCGCCAAAAUGGGCAGCCCUAAAUCAGGAGGUGCUAAAGAAGACACAGACGUCGAUAUUGUUGGUGAUUCUCCUUCAAAUUCUAGUGGCGAAGCAGAUCCUUCUUCUUCUUCCUUAGGUAUUUCUGCAUAUACUGAAGGUGAAAGAGUUUUUGCUUAUCACGGUCCUCGUAUUUACGAGUCUAAGGUUCAAAAAGUUGAGAUGCGGAAAGUUGAUAAUACGGAGGAAAAGAGAUACUUUGUUCAUUACCUUGGCUGGAACAAAAACUGGGAUGAAUGGGUUGGCCCGGAACGUUUGUUGAAAUUCACUGAGGAGAACAAGAAACUGCAGGAGGACCUUAAACUUAAACAGCAGGGUACAGACAAGAAUCCCAAAUCAGGGCGCUCAUCACACAUGAAGCCAAAAAGCUCUGCUGAUGCAAAAAUGGAUAAAGAGGAUACUAGAAACUAUGUUGGGAAGGGAAAGAAGCGGAAAAGUGACUUCAGUAUUGAGGAGAAGGACACCAUUUCCAAUGAGAAGCUUGUGAAGAUCCAAAUUCCAUCAACACUUAAAAAACAACUGGUUGAUGAUUGGGAAUUUGUAGUUCAGCUCGGCAAGCUUGUUAAGCUUCCGCGCUCUCCUUGUGUGGAUGAUAUAAUGAAGAGGUACCUUGAUUACAAAUUAAAGAAGGAAGGCAUGAUAGGCGAAUCAGUUGGGGAGAUCUUGAAGGGUUUGCGCUGUUACUUUGACAAAGCAUUGCCAGUCAUGCUCUUGUACAAAAUGGAACGCCAACAGUAUCAAGAAGCAAUUAAAGACGAUGUUUCUCCAUCUAGUGUAUAUGGCGCUGAGCAUUUACUACGCUUAUUUGUGAAGUUGCCUGAGCUACUGUCUUAUGCAAACAUUGAAGAGGAAGCGUCAACACGGUUACAUACGAAACUAAUCGACUUACUCAAAUUCUUGCAGAAAAAUCAGAGCACCUUCUUUCUUUCUGCAUAUGAUAAUCCUAAAGGUGGAGUAGCAGAAGGAAGCGGUAAGGACGGUUUAGAAGGUGACGACAACUGAACCUGCAUAUUGCCCUCACAAAACAUGCUCAAUUCCAUGUAUACAUACAUGUCCACUAACUUCAUCUCACAAUGGACAGCGGGAGUCACAAGAUCGUAUUGUAUGCUUUGUAUUGCACCAUCAUUGUCACAUUUAUGACAACAGAUGUUUAGUAGUAUCAACUUCUUCCUCUUUAAUGGAAGUAGUAUUAACUAGUAAUAGUGGUCAAAUACUGAAAGUGUGAUGUAAAGUUUGUUUUACUGAGUGUGAUAUUUGCAGAAGUAGCACCAACUCAACUUGAUCACUUUUGUGUA
Messenger RNA from Papaver somniferum (opium poppy), 1657 nucleotides. Its product is annotated as protein MRG1-like. Gene Ontology annotation, cellular component: nucleus; histone acetyltransferase complex. The transcript has 11 exons. NCBI's taxonomy places the organism in Eukaryota, Viridiplantae, Streptophyta, Magnoliopsida, Ranunculales, Papaveraceae. The record is from RefSeq and is a predicted model, not a curated record. The coding region runs from base 333 to 1364 and encodes 343 amino acids. Gene Ontology annotation, biological process: regulation of DNA-templated transcription; chromatin organization.